Messenger RNA from Synchytrium microbalum, 2295 nucleotides. RefSeq lists its product as uncharacterized. The record is from RefSeq and is a predicted model, not a curated record. Gene Ontology annotation, cellular component: cytoplasm. The transcript is spliced from 9 exons. NCBI's taxonomy places the organism in Eukaryota, Fungi, Chytridiomycota, Chytridiomycetes, Synchytriales, Synchytriaceae. Gene Ontology annotation, biological process: protein phosphorylation; regulation of MAPK cascade; intracellular signal transduction. The coding region runs from base 1 to 2295 and encodes 764 amino acids. Gene Ontology annotation, molecular function: protein serine/threonine kinase activity; ATP binding.
AUGAGCUCUGCUCGUACCGCCGUGCCUCCUCGACCAACAACGACUGUAAAUAAUACUUCUCCAACAAUACCGUCUGAUCCUCGCCUUGGAAAUAGCAACACUUCUAUAAAUACCUCAAACACUCCCAUAAUACCACCUAGACCAGGUACUGUCGUCGGGAAAAGUCAAUCUUUAGGCAACAUGCGUGAACCUGGAACUGGACAAGCCGUGACCGCUCAACAAAGUAAUAUAGACCCUGCCUCACCACCAGCCAAAGCACGACGGGCUCCACCACGGCCUGCUAAUAAUACCGGACCAACACCAAAUAAUAAUCAUAGUAGCAGCAACAAUAUUACAACUAGUGGUCCCAAUAUAUCGAUACCAAGAGAUGCUGCAGCUCAAAUGCCCAAAUUCCCUACUCCAAUGAACAGAUCAGGGUCAACGGAUGCUGUCAGCUAUGGUGGUGAUAUGAAUUUGAUUCCAACAAGUCAGGCUGCCACUUUGGCUGGAACGUACGUAUCGCCUAGUCGAUCACGAGAUGCAACUGAAGAGAAGGGUGGCAUGAAGGGCGUGUUUGGAAACUUGAUGAGUUCAGUUCAAGGUAUUUUUGAUGCUAAUGCAGAAAAGUCAUCCUCGUCUUCAAGGCGUGAGAUCUCAUCACCAUACAAUCCAAUACAUUUAACUCAUGUUGGAUAUAAUGUUGAUACGGGAGAGUUUACCGGACUGCCUAAAGAGUGGCAAGCGCUCUUGACGCAAGCUGGUAUCUCCAAACAGGAACAGCAAGCACAUCCUAAAGCAGUCAUUGAUAUUAUUGGAUUCUAUCAAGAAACGAAUGGUGGCGUAGAUUUAUCCGAAGGUGUAUGGAAUAAGAUGAACAAUCCAUAUGCCAAGCAAGCAUUAUCAAAAGCAGGCUAUAAAAGUCCAUCAGGUUCACCUGGUUCAACCAGUCCACCUGAAACCAGCCCAAGGUUGCCAGCUAAACCACCACGGCAGUCUACACUACAACAAACAAAUGCUACACAAUUGCCAGCAGCAGAGUCGAAAAAGAAACCUCCAGUACCAGCAAGACCUGCUCACACUAUGAGUGUUUACUCCACUGAUUUACCGAAAACCGAUAAACCACUCACGCCCUCUAGACCUGAUGACUCGUCACCAAGUAUAGCGGCACGUGCUCAAGCCUUCGAACAACAAGGGUCGUCGAAUACCAUUGGGUCACCAUCUCUCACAAAGAAGGGACCACCACCUCCGAAGCCAGAUAUUAAUGGUAAUGCAGGUCCACCUCCUAAGCCCGUGGCGAAUUCUAAUGGUAAAGCACAACCAGCACCUAGUGCAACAGCUCCCCGUAAAGAUGAAGCAGCAGCUACUGGUACUGCUCUUGGUGGUUCUGCAACCCCACGAGCCAGAAACCCUAAACAAACUGGAUCGGACGAUAUUGUGGAUAGGCUGAAGGCUAUAUGUAACCCAGCAGAUCCAACCAAGCUGUACAGAAGUCUCGUCAAAAUUGGUCAAGGUGCUUCAGGGGGUGUGUAUACCGCAUAUGGAAUCAAUUCAGAUCAAGCGGUUGCCAUCAAGCAAAUGAACUUGGAGCAACAACCUAAGAAAGAUCUCAUCAUCAAUGAAAUAUUGGUGAUGAGAGGCUCCAACCACAAGAAUAUUGUAAAUUACAUUGAUUCGUUCUUGUACAAGGGUGACUUAUGGGUCGUAAUGGAAUACAUGGAGGGAGGAUCAUUAACUGAUGUCGUCACGAGUAAUUACAUGACCGAAGGUCAAAUCGCUGCUGUCUGUAGAGAGACACUGGAAGGAUUGGAACAUUUACAUUCCAAAGGUGUCAUUCAUCGAGAUAUCAAGAGUGACAAUCUACUAUUAGGAUUAGAUGGAUCUAUAAAAUUGACCGACUUUGGAUUUUGUGCACAACUUAAUGAUGCCCAAUCGAAACGAACAACAAUGGUGGGAACACCAUAUUGGAUGGCUCCUGAAGUCGUGACGAGGAAGGAAUAUGGCCCUAAAGUAGAUAUAUGGUCUUUAGGGAUCAUGGCCAUCGAAAUGGUGGAGGGCGAACCACCAUACUUGAACGAAAAUCCACUCCGUGCUCUAUAUUUGAUUGCUACGAAUGGAACGCCGCAGUUACAGAAUCCUGAAGCUCUGUCGUCGGUGUUCAAGGACUUCUUAAAGGUUGCCUUAGAAGUUGACGCGGAAAAGAGACUGAAUGCUACUGAGUUACUCAAGCACCCCUUCUUGCAACGAGCGGACCCAUUAAAGCAUCUUGUUCCACUCAUCAAGGCAGCACGAGAGAGUGCGAAAAAGACCCAACAGUAG